CAUUUGAUUAACUCAUGACACCAUUCAUUUUCCCGAUGGCAGGCUAAUCACUACCAGUUUUUGACAAGGAAAUGAUUUCAUGGUCACAAUAUCUGAACACCUCCUACAGUUUCUGACAAGUUAUUUCAUCCAACCUUUGCACGGUUAACGACAAUCGCUCCUCACGACAGCAGCGCUUGAGCAAGACAAUUAUUUGGAAAAACGCAUACUUCACGAAGGGAAUAAGGACCGUUUCAAAGACGAAGAGCAACUCAAGCACACUAGGAAGUGAACUAACUCGUACGGACAGAGACACGCGUUUCUCUAACUUUACCGAAUAUAUCAUUUUGAAUGUUCACUUUUUCUGCUGCACAAGGUCAUAGGUGAUAUAAAGAAGUUGGGUGAUGAGAUGCCAUCUGAAAAAAUCCAUCCUGUUCGCAGCUGGUCUUUUCAUUUUGACCAGCUUCUACAUCUACAUGCAGAGAGCAGAAUCGGGACAUCUCAAGGGUUCACUGACCUGGAUUUGGGAUAGAGAGACUUGGGUUGAAGAUCUUAAGAGCCAUUACCUGCAUUUCAAUGUUUCUAUUAAAGUUCUGGCAGGAGUCCUCCAGCAGUCCAAGAAGUACCUUACGGUGGGCCUCUCGUCUGUGAAGAGGGAAAAGGGCAGUUAUCUUCAGAACACUCUUCAGUCAAUCUUCUCCGAGUCCUCAGAGGAAGAGCUGGAUCAAAUGGUGGUCGUCGUCCUUCUCGCUGACUUUGAUGUGAGCUGGAUCCGGGAGACCUUACAGAAAAUUACACAUCAGUUCCACCUGCAGCUGUCGAAGGGUCAACUGCUGGUUAUCCACGUCAAUGAAGAUAACUAUCCUCCCCUUACUGGACUGAAGAGGAACUUCAAUGAUGCUCCCGACCGUGUGUCCUUCCGUUCGAAGCAAAAUGUGGACUACUCCUAUUUGCUCCAUUUUAGCAGUAACCUCUCCCAAUACUAUAUCAUGCUGGAGGAUGACGUGAGCUGUUCAAAGAACUUUUUCUCCAGUAUUCGUGAGCACAUCCGUUCGAUGAACUCGAAGUGGGUCACACUGGAAUUCUCCAAGUUGGGCUACAUCGGAAAACUCUACCAAUCCAAAGAUCUGCCCAUUCUGGCCCGUUUCCUUUAUAAUUUCUACCAAGAGAUGCCCUGCGACUUCCUGCUGUCGCAUUUUCACAGAUUGUUAAUGCAGGAUAAAGUCAUUCGUUUCCGCCCAUCUCUGUUUCAGCACAUGGGCACUUACUCGUCAUUUAGGGGGACGUACAAUCGCCUAAAGGACGAGGACUUUGUCAAAGAAGUUGCUGAUAACCCUCCAGCAGACAUUCGCACAAACAUUGAGAAUUAUAAGACCAAUGUAGCCGAAAAGGCUUACAGCCAAGGUUCAGGCUAUUUCUGGGGUGUGUCCCCUAUUGACCCAGCAAACUACUUUUUAGUGAUCUUUCGUAAACCUGUUCUCAUCUCUCGUGUGUACAUACGAACAGGAUUAGAAGGAAAAGAUGAGCUGAUCUCUGCUGAUGUGGAACUUGGAAAAACUCUGGUGAAAACGGAGUCGGGGGUGGACUGCUCGGGAUUUCACACACUGGGUUCUCUUCAGAAAGGCCAGUUUAAUGAACCAGAUGUCCAGAAACUUGUGCCGGAACCCGUGGCAUGUUUACGAAUCCAAGUCACAGCAUCCCAAAUGGAAUGGGUUAUCAUAAAUAAGAUCCAUGUCUGGACUGUUAAAGCUGGCAAAACUAUGAGAAAUGUUUCUAAAGCUGUGCUGCGACAGAAAUGAAUUCUUUAUCAUCAUUGACGAAGAUUUGAAUCUUUAAAAUAGACAAUCUGUGUGUGAGGAUCAGGGAUAUUAUUAUAACCCAAACUAAAACCAUUAAAAAAAAAACUUUUUGUAAAAUCUGUUAACUGGAAAAAAAAAAGCUUUAUUUUGGUUAGUUGCCAAGGCAAAAUUUCUUAUUUUCCUAUAGUAACUUGAAAUAAAACUAAAAUAAAAAUACACAACAAAACUACUAAAUAUUUAACUGAAAUGAAAAUGGAAAAUAUAAACAAAAUAUAAUUCAAAAUUUCAAUAAAAACUAUAAUAAUUGUCUUUAUGC
Messenger RNA from Megalobrama amblycephala (Wuchang bream), 2094 nucleotides. RefSeq names its product alpha-1,3-mannosyl-glycoprotein 4-beta-N-acetylglucosaminyltransferase C. NCBI's taxonomy places the organism in Eukaryota, Metazoa, Chordata, Actinopteri, Cypriniformes, Xenocyprididae. Bases 384 to 1778 code for a protein of 464 amino acids. The transcript is spliced from 4 exons. Gene Ontology annotation, molecular function: acetylglucosaminyltransferase activity. Gene Ontology annotation, biological process: protein N-linked glycosylation. The record is from RefSeq and is a predicted model, not a curated record.